Salvelinus sp. IW2-2015 is the source of this 9664-nucleotide messenger RNA. The record is from RefSeq and is a predicted model, not a curated record. Lineage: Eukaryota; Metazoa; Chordata; Actinopteri; Salmoniformes; Salmonidae.
GCUGCUUGCGGAGAUCAUACAGGUUGUCGCAAUGAGAAGAUUGAAGACAUCAAUGGCUGCCCUAAGACUCGUGCUCAGAUGAUUGAGAACAUUGACGCCUGCCUCAGUUUCCUGGUCGCCAAAGGAGUCAACAUACAGGGCCUGUCUGCAGAAGAGAUCCGCAAUGGGAAUCUGAAGGCCAUUCUGGGCCUCUUCUUCAGCCUGUCUCGCUACAAGCAGCAGCAGGCCCACCGCCAGUACUCCCAGCCCCACCUUAAGUCCCAGCCCCAGAGCCCUCAUCCUCCCCUGAGCCAGCAGACCAGCGCCCCAGCCCAGCUCAGCAGCCACCCUGCCCCCCCUACGCAUGAGACUCCGGCCCCCACAGCACAAGCAGCCCAGAAAACAGCACAGGUCGAGAUGCAGUCCAGACUUCCAGGCCCUAGUGCGAGGGUGUCCACUGCUGGCAGUGACAUCGCACCUCGCGGGUCGGUUGGCGCCGCCGGCAACCGGCGCAGUCAGGGCUUCACAGACAAGACCAAACCAGCCGCUCACCUGCACAAAGAACCGUCAGAGGGCAUGACUUCACAGACUCCGGUGAUGACUGAGCAUGCUCCGUCGUCCCCGGUGACCAUCAGCACUUCCGCCAACAGCGUCUCUACCUCGGCUCCCGUCCCUCCAUCCUCCUCCUCCUCUUCCUCGGCCAUCCCCCACCCCAACUCCAGCAGCAAGCCGUGGAGGAGUAAGUCUGUGAGCUCCAAGCACACCUCCUCCUCAGCCAUGCUCUCUGUCAAGCAGGAGAAGGAUACCUCCUCUAAGGCCUGCUCGUCCACCGAGCCCCCCCCUAAAGUCAUCCAACAGAAGUCUAUGCUGGAGAAGCUCAAGCUGUUUAACAGUAAAGGUGGAUUUAAGUCCUCGUCCUCCAGCAAUCAGGGGGCUCAGGCCGACAGCGGUGCCCACGCCCGGCAGCUCGGGGCUGGUGAAGUAGAGCGGGCAGAAGCAGGGUCCAACACCGGCUCCCUGGAGGAGGCAGAGGGGAACACCCGGCCCGGCGUCAACGGGACCGGUAACGGGACGACCCACGGUGGUGCCUCAGCCCAUGUCCCUACCAGUGCCACAACAACCAGCAGCCCCAAGAUCGCUCUGAGGGGAAUUGCUCAGCGCACGUUCAGCAGAGCUAUGACUGCUAAAAAGAGCUCAGUGAAAGGACUGGAGAAGGAGAAAGAGAAGGAGAAAGAGAAGGAGAAAGAGAAGGAGAGGGGAAAGGAGAAGGAGAAAGAGAAGGAGAAAGAGAAGGAGAGGGGGAAGGAGAAGGAGAAAGAGAGGGAAAGAGGGAAAGAGGCGGGGAAACACAUUGCCACCGAGAGGAUGGAACUCAGGGGGGAGGAGCCUAAGGAGGAAGCGACAACCAGUGUCGCAAUGGAAACGGAACCCUCCUCCAAUAAGAGAACUUCUAAAAUCGGCAGUUUCAUACCCAAAGGGAGCAAAGUGGCCAAGAAGGAAAGUUCUGUCCCUGCACACAGCGGCAUACCAAAGCCAGGGGGUAAAACCUCAGGGGUAGGGGGGAAGGCGCCCUCGGCAGGGGGGAAGGAGGGUGGGGAGCGUCCCCGGAGCAUGCGGUUGGGAGGGGGUCUUGUCCUGCAACGCGGACACUUGGACAGAGACAGGGACAGCAGGCACUCUAGCUCUACCUCUAGUCUGGCUUCUACAGAGGGCAAGGCCUCACAACAGGGCCACAGCGCCGCCCCGGUGGUGGAUGGUGGUAGUGGUGGCGCUACACAGAGCACAGCCUGCAACACAGUCAGCGUCCAGCUACCUCAGCCCCAGCAGCACCACAGCCACCCCAACACAGCCACUGUAGCACCCUUCAUGUACAGGUCACAAACGGACGUGGACGGUAUCAUGGCGACAGAGGCAGGGUCAGGAGGAAGGGGCGGAGAAAACAUCCCCUUUAAAGCCAGCCAGCCAUCCAUUGAGGACCUUUCAGCAGAAGAUCCAGAGACAAGGCGGCUGCGGACUGUUAAAAACAUUGCAGACCUGCGCCAGAACCUGGAAGAGACCAUGUCCAGUCUACGGGGGACUCAGAUCACACACAGCACCUUGGAGACGACCUUUGAUAGCAACGUCACCACGGAGAUCAGCGGUGGCAGCGGCGGCGGGAGUGGGCGGAGCAUCCUCAGCCUGACUUCCUCCCGGCCCUCCCUGUCGUCAUGGCGAAUGGGCCAGUCCAGCCCCCGCCUGCAGGCGGGGGACGCCCCCUCCACGGGGAACGGCUACGGGGGUCGUGCCUCGGGAGGAGGAGGAGGAGGGCAGGGGGGGCGCUACCUGUACCCUGGCCCCCUGCGGAGACAGCUGGCGGGGCGGGGAGGUGCCCUCAGUAUGGAUCUGGGGGGGAGAGGGGAGGAUAUUGACCUGGAGGGCAUCGCCAUGGAGGUGACGGGCUACAUGAGUGACGGGGAUGUGCUGAGCAAGAACGCGGCGCGCCCUGAUGAUGUCACCAGUGGCUACAUGACGGACGGCGGCCUGAGUCUGUACACGCGGCGACUCAACCGUCUACCUGAGGGCAUGGCGGCGGUACGAGAGACCAUCCAACGCAACGCCUCCACGGGCCAGGGAGACGCUGACAGUUGGGAUGACAGCAGCUCUGUGAGCAGUGGGGUCAGUGACACCAUCGACACGGAUGACAUCAACACCAGCUCCUCCAUCAGCUCCUACGCCAACACACCGGCCGCACAGCGCAAGGCCCACAACGGACAGCCUGUGACGGACGCCGAGAAGCACUCGGCCUCUACCAACCCGAGCGCCGCCUGGUCAGGUGACGAGGUCAGGAGGUUAGACGGGGUGUCGGAGAGCGGGGUCAGCAGGAUGGACCAGGGCUCCAAGUGGACCCGCCGGAACCCCUCUGACUUGUCUGACGAGGUGGUCUCGCAAAGGAAGACUCCCUCUAUGACACACACAGGGUCCUGGAGGAAGGGCAUGAGUGCUCAGGUGGGGGUGACCAACCCCAGGACUAAAGCUACUGGGACGUCAGGGUCCACCGCGAUAAAAACGCACAGCACAGGUAAAACAGACGACGUCAAGGUGUCCGAGAAGGGCCGCCUCUCCCCUCGCUCCGACGGCCUCCACAGCUCGCCCUCCGACGCCGGACGCAGCAGUGACGACGAGGCCAAGAAACACGCCCCCUCCUCCACCUCCACCGCUGCCUCCGCCCGCACGUCACACCCGCACGCCCUGUCCGAACCCCACUCCCAGUCACACACACUCACCUCCCGCACCCCCACCAGCACAUUUGGCUUCAAGAAGCAGAGUUCCGGGAUGGUUACUAUGGUUACCACCAGUGGCGCCACCAUCACGAGCGGGUCAGCUACUCUUGGGAAGAUGCCCAAGUCAGGGACGAGAUCCCUUGCCGUUGGGAUAAAGGUCGGAGGUCAAGAUGUGGGGUCCGGUCUAGGUCACCAUGACGACGGGUACCUCCAGGUGAGCACCCGCUCCACACUGCAGUACCGGAGCCUUCCAAGACCCAGCCGGUCCGGCGCCGCCGCGCGUAACGGAAACCGGUCGUCGACCAGCAGCAUCGAGGCGACCGUGCUUUCCGUUACCACUCACAGUAAAAGCAGAGACGUGGGAAACACUGGGAAAAUGAAUGGAAGUGGGACUGGGGUCUCGCUAGCCAAUCAGACGGACCGAGAGAAGGGCGUGUCAGAGGGCGUGGACAACCUGAGGGGAGGGGCUUCCAACGUACCUCUCACAGGGAGACAGCAGGUUGCCUCACCCACACUGCGCAGGCUGUUUGGUGGGAAGCCCAGUAAGCAGGCUCCGGUCACCACAGCAGAGAACAUGAAGAACUCGACGGUGAUCUCCAACCCUCACGCUACCCAUGCUGCCCUGGACUCCCCUGGAGGUGUUGGGGUGGAGAGCGAGGGCGGCGGCCCCCUGUACGGAGGACGAAACCUGAGCACGGGCCAUAGCACGCUGGGUAGCGAACAGAGUGCGUCCAGCCCCAGCUCUGUCUACUCCUCCACGGGGCCCUCCAACAGCCUGACAUGGGGCACCACAAUGAGCACUGGCUCCUCUGCCCAGAGCAGGGAGGGUACCCUGGGUGGGCACGGCGGGCACAGUGGUGGGGCGGGAAGCCUGGGCUACCCCUCUGUCAGCAGCAUGCACACCAGCAGCGAGUCCAUCGACAUGAGCGUGAGCAGCGCUGGGCAUGGAGGAAGGGACAGCAGGGAGGACACCCUCUCAGCUCUGGGCAGGACCAGCAGCAUCAAGACGGGCAUGUCUGAGAGCCCCCUGUCCUCCCCCUCCGCUAGCCCUAAAUUCAACCGAAACACCUUACCUCGGAAACAGGAAAGGGGUCCACACAGUGAUAGAAACACUCUGCCCAAGAAGGGACUCAGGUAUGCCCCAUCAGCCCAGCUGCGAGGUCACGAGGAGGCUGCGCGUGAUUGGCUGCGCUUCCAUUCGCAGGGCGGGCUGCAGGACUCGACCAGUAACUCUCCCUUCUCACCUGGAUCCAGCCUCACCUCACCCUCCGGGACACGCUUCAACUUUGGACAGCUCGCGGGUAGCCCCACCACAGCUGCUCAGAUAAACCUGGCCAGCCUCCGGAACAACAGUCUGACCAAUCAGGACAUCACCUUUGACCCCUGUGGUGACACCCGCCUGAGGAACUCCUGCGUGUCAUUGGACGAGAAGACUCGCACCAUGAGCCGCUCUGGUUCCUUCAGAGAGGGCUUUGAGGAGGUUCACGGCUCCUCCCUGUCUCUGGUCUAGACCUCCUCUAUCUACUCUACGACCGAAGAGAAAUCCCAGUCAGAGAUCCGUAAGCUGCGUAGAGAGCUGGAUGCCUCCCAGGAAAAAGUCUCGGCCCUGACGACACAGCUGAGUGCUAAUGCUCACCUGGUGGCAGCGUUUGAACAGAGCCUGGGUAACAUGACCAUCAGACUGAAGAGUCUCACUAUGACCGCUGAGCACAAGGACUGUGAGCUGAACGAGCUGAGGAAGAACAUCGAGCUGCUGAAGAAGCAGAACAACGUGGCCCAGGCCGCCAUCAACGGAGUCAUCAACACCCCUGAACUCACCUGGAAACAGAACAGGACAGGUGGUGGUAGUAAUGGCAGCCCCCUGCAGCAGCAGCAGCAGCAGCCAGACCUACGGAUGAGGAGACAGCACUCGUCAGACAGCGUCAGCAGCAUUGCCAGUGCAACCAGCCACUCCAGUGUGGGAUCCAACAUGGACUCCGACGCUAAGAACAAGAACAAGAACAAGAAGAACUGGGUCUAUGAGUUGCGGAGCUCCUUCAAGCAGGCGUUCAGUAAGAAGAAGUCUCCCAAGUCCGCCUCGUCCCACUCUGACAUAGAGGAGAUGACAGACUCCUCCCUCCCCUCAUCCCCCAAACUCCCCCACAAUGGAUCCACAACCUCCAGCCACAUGCUCAGGAACUCACAAUCCAACUCACUGCUGUCGGACUGUCUGGACGGUGAGGCAGAGACCGUGAUGCAGCUCCGCAGCGAGCUCAGGGAGAAGGAGAUGAAGCUGACGGACAUCCGCCUUGAGGCUCUCAGCUCAGCCCACCAACUGGACCAGCUCAGAGAGGCCAUGAACCACAUGCAGGGGGAGAUAGAGAAACUGAAGGCAGAGAAUGACCGUCUGAAGCUGGAGAGUACGGGGAGCAGCAGAGCCCCCUCCCAGGCCUCCAUUUCCUCCUCGCCGCCUCACCAUACACACACCCCUACACCAGGGCCUGGCCUGUGCCAGCACAGCAUCAACCUCACCGAGUCCACCAGCCUGGACAUGUUGUUGGAUGAUACAGUGGGAGAUGGAGUGAUGAGGAAAGAGGGACGACACGUGAAGAUAGUGGUCAGUCUGGAUGAGGACCUCGCCCAGGAGGCCAGGGCUCGCCACUUCCUGAUUGGCUGUAUCGGUGUGAGUGGUAAAACCAAGUGGGACAUCUUGGAUGGGGUGGUCCGCCGCCUCUUCAAGGAGUACAUCACCCAUGUGGACCCAGUGAGCCAGCUGGGGCUGACCUGUGACAGUGUGGAGGGGUACAACAUCGGGGAUGUGCAUCGUCAUAGCAACACCGGCGCCGCUCACACCCCCGAGCUGCUGCCCUGCGGCUACCUGGUCGGGGACAGCGACACCAUCAACAUCAGGCUCAAAGGUGUGAGCAGUGAGAGUGUGGACUGCCUGGUGUUUGACACGCUGAUCCCCAAGCCCAUGCUGCAGCGCUACGUGUCUCUGCUGAGGGAGCACCGCCGUGUCAUUCUCUCUGGCCCCAGCGGCACCGGUAAAACACACCUGGCUAACCAUCUGGCAAGACACCUGCUCCUGCAGGAGGGCCGACCCCUGACCCCUCACUCCGUCGUCACCUUCAACGUGGACCACAAGUCUAGCAAGGAAUUACGUCAGUACCUGUCAGGCCUGGCUGAGCAGUGCAGCGGUGACAGACUAGAGGCAGAGAGCCCUCUAGUGGUCAUACUGGAUAACCUGCACCACGUCUCCUCUCUGGGAGAGAUCUUCAACGGGGUGUUCAACUGCAAAUACCAAUGUUGCCCCUACAUCAUCGGUACUAUGAGCCAGGCCACAUCCUCAGCGCCCAACCUACAACUCCACCACAACUUCAGAUGGGUGCUGUGUGCCAAUCACUUGGAGCCGGUGAAGGGCUUCCUGGGUCGCUACCUGAGGAGGAAGCUGAUCGAGACGGAGAUCGGCAGCCGCAAGCGCGUCCUGGAGCUGGUCAAGGUCAUCGACUGGAUCCCUCGCGUCUGGCACCACCUCAACCGCUUCCUAGAGGCACACAGCUCCUCUGACGUUACCAUCGGGCCACGCCUCUUCCUGUCGUGUCCCAUGGACGUGGCUGGCUCCAGGGUGUGGUUCACGGACCUCUGGAACUACUCCAUCAUCCCCUACAUGCUGGAGGCAAUCAGAGAGGGACUGCAGCUGUACGGCCGUAGGUCAGCGUGGGAGGACCCAGCACGCUGGGUGAUUGACAGCUACCCCUGGUCAGCCACGCCCACACCUGCUGAUUGGCCCCCGCUGCUGCAGCUCCGCCCAGAAGARGUGGGCUUCGACGGUCACUCCGCCCCCAGGGAGGGCAUCAGGAAGGAGCCGUCGCAGAGUGACAGUGACGCAGACCCACUGAUGAGUAUGCUAAUGAGGCUGAAGGAAGCAGCCACUUCCUCCAGCCCUCGGAGAUACGACAGCGACUCCAAUACCAACAGUCACCAACAUGACAUCCUGGACUCAUCGCUGGAGUCAACAUUGUGAUCCGACGACUCCUCCUUCCCAAGAAGACAGAAAAUGCAUUCAGUUCAAGUUUUUAUGUUUUUAUGUUCAGCCCAAUGCAACAUUUCUUUCGAAUGCGUGUUUUUCAAGCUCACAACCACAGAAAUCAGGCCACUUUGAUUGUCAUAUCAGGAACACUUUGGGUGCAGGCAACCCAGAACGAGAGAAGAACUGAACAACAAAUAAAGGAGUGAAACAGAAAGCGGCRGCUGCGAUGUUCUAUUUUUUUGCACCGUCGUGGCCAACCGCUCUCCAGCUAAUUCUCAUGUACCGUUUAGACAAACAACUGACAUACACCAGAGUUUUACACUGUGCAUGGAGCAUCAUCUUCAUCGUCGUUAUUUUCCUUAUCAGCAUCGGUACCGUGGUCUCCUUUAUUUAAGAAAAGAGACUGUGUCUUUGAGCCCAAACCACCACAUCAACAAGCCAGGCUCCUCGCGGCUCUUCCCCAGCUGCAGUGCUCCGAACUGGGCUACAGAUUGAGCUACAGGCCCUCUCCCCUGGAGCAUGGUGCUGGAGGUGUCAUCUUCGUCAUCGCCACAGAGACCAAAUUCACUGGUUCCUCAAUGCCCCCAGUGACACACACACCCAUCACCAUUCACCUGCCCCUACAUGUGACUCCUUUUGUCCCAAACGGGUCGCCGUAGCAUAAGCUUCUUCUCCAGACGAAAGUCUCUACUUUGGUGCUGGACUGAACGUAAAAAGAUGCCUUACUUUUUCUGUAACAGACUAUGUGCAUAGGCUACUUUUUUAUUUUGUCUUUUUGGCUGUAAACUUACAGGGCUUUAAGUCGCCACUCUCUUUGCGUUGUGCCUAGGCAGMUGGGCUUGUAGAACUAUCGUCAUAUCAAACACCAAUGCCAUGUUAUUAAGAGGUUAUUAGGGCUUGAAUAGGGAAACGGACUUYGGCUUCAAUAACAUGUAAUUAAUUGUAUUACUCCCAAUGCUMAGAAGUUGGUAAAAGUUUGGAUAUAACUUAUUAAGGACGACCUGUGAGAUAGAAAAGUGCAUUUGGUUGGUGCUCAAAGUAAAUAAUCAUUUUGUAAUGGAUAUGUAAUYAAUAUGGGGGGAACGAUUAUUAAGGAAUUGUUUUCAUCUCUAUACCUCAUCUACCUUCUAUACACCCCUUUGCGCCUUUGCCAUGCUUGUCGUCUGUUUUGAUUAUGUGAUGUGUAAUGAUUAUUAUUGUCAUGACAAAAUGUUGAGUGAAUAUGUAACGGUGUGUAUAUCCUGCUUUGUUUAAAGUCAUUUUUCUUGAGCUCAUGUUUUAAAGGUACAAAUGAGAGAAGUUAAAGAUUUAGAAUGGUUAUGGCUUCAGGUCAAAACGUAAUAGAUUGUUUUCUUGGCUUCAGAAAUGUGUAUAUUGUCCCAUUUCCUCCGAACCUUCAUCCCAGGYGGGGAAGUGUGUUUUUUUGGUCCGAUAGUUAUUUGUUCCCAGCAUCGCUUCCAUUAUCUUUCAAUGUUUGGGUGUUCCUAGUCAUCAAUCCUAUGCAACAUUCAUUUUGAACUCAAAAUUGAAGCCAAGCCUUAAGGUCAGUUCUUUAAAGUUUUUCAGCACUGCCAAGAGAUGUACAGCAAGUGAAAGAUUUAGUGAAUAAUCUUUGGGGAGCUGGUACAGUCUUUGUUCAUUUACAAAUCAAAUCAAAUGUGUGUCUGUACGCUUGGAGGGGGGUCUCUUGUCAUAGUAAAUGCAAGCACAAAAAAAAACYGAUAUGUAUGCGUUUGUCAGUCUGUAUAUCCACUUGUGAAAACCCUGCUCGCUUUGAGAGGUUUGGAUGGUGAAAUGGAUGUCGCUGUAGAAAUUCACGUGUUCUUAACUCAAUGAAUGUGUAUCAUUCUAUGCUAUGUAAAAUAUAUAUAUGUAACAUAACAGUGUAGAUACUUGAUUACCUUGCAACAUUUUGAUGACUUUUCUAGCCAAUUUGUAACUACUUGAAAAUGAGUAUUUUGUGUACAGUCUCUUUUGCAUCAGAGCAGGUGUGUUGAGUUUAUCAUCAAUGUUCUCUCCAGAGCUUGGAGAACUGAUUCUGAAGACCACUGUACUAGUCUUAAGUUAUUUGUGAUUCAAUAAAAAAAACAUGGUUAUUUAUUAAUUAAUGCAAUGUGACUAUCAAUUAUGGCUCUCUACUGACAUAAACCUAUCGAUCUAUUUGAUGUUUUUGUUGUUGUUCAUUUCCAUUUUGUAACAGAAGUUAUACCAUGUAACUGUUACAUUUUAUUUGGUAUUUGUACAAAACAUAGUGAAAUAUUAACACAUAUAUAUACACACACACACAGUACAUUGAAAUAACAAACUUAGUGAAAUAUUAACACAUAUAUACACACACACACAGUACAUUGAAUUAACAAAUCCGUAUAAAUUAUGCACGAAAUGUCUACACUUUUCAAUAAAAACUGUAAGUCCA